GACUUUCCUCUCCCCGCCGCCUGGCUCUCGCUCCGCCGUCCUGCUGGGGGCCGAGGUCACCUGCCAGGUAGGAGCCGGCGGCGGGGUCACCUGCCAGGCAGGUUGCACUCAUGGCGCCCCCGAGCGAGGAGACGCCGCUGAUUCCCCAGCGCUCCUGCAGCCUCUCGUCCUCGGAGGCCGGCGCGCUGCACGUGCUGCUGCCCGCCCGGGGCCCGGGGCCACCCCAGCGCCUGUCCUUCUCCUUUGGGGACCACUCGGCUGAGGAGUUGUGCGUGCAGGCCGCCAAGGCCAGCGGUGAGUGUGGCCCCGCGGGGACUCGGCCCGAGGGAAGUAGACGGCCGUGGGGCGCCCAGAUCGGGAGCGCCGUCGACUCUGUUGCCCAGGCGCUAGGAGUUGCACUCAUGGCGCCCCCCAGCGAGGAGACGCCGCUGAUUCCCCAGCGCUCCUGCAGCCUCUCAUCCUCUGAGGCUGGUGCGCUGCACGUGCUGCUGCCCGCCCGGGGCCCGGGGCCACCCCGGCGCCUGUCCUUCUCCUUCGGGGACCACUCGGCUGAGGAGCUGUGCGUGCAGGCCGCCAAGGCCAGCGCCCCGGCCCCCCGCAGCUACAAGGCCUGCCUGCCGCCCCGCCUGCGCGACGCCAUCCAGGGCCUGAGCUUCGUCACGCGGAGGCGCAUCCGCGGGACCGUGCGCCGCGCGCUGCGCCGCGUGGCCGCCUGCCAGGCCGACCGGCACUCGCUCAUGGCCAAGUACAUCCUGGACCUGGAGCGGCUGGGUCCCGCGGGCGCCGCCGAGACCUUCCGCGUGGGGCUCCCGGGGGCCUCCGGGGGCCGGGACGGGCUGGGGCUGCUCCGCGUGGCCGGCGGCAGCGGCGUCGCCUGGAGCCCCGGAGGAGACCAGGUGGGGGCUGGGACGACGCCUUUCCAACAAACUGUUCGCGACUUUCCGAGAAUCUGUGGAAUCAGCAUCAAGCAGGCCCCGCGCGUCGGGCCGGCCGGGGAGCACCGCCUGGUCACCGUCACCAGGACAGACAACCAGAUCCUGGAGGCCGAGUUCCCGGGGCUGCCCGAGGCGCUGUCCUUCGUGGCGCUCGUGGACGGCUACUUCCGGCUGACCGCGGACUCGCGGCACUUCUUCUGCAAGGAGGUGGCCCCGCCGCGGCUGCUGGAAGAGGUGGCCGAGCAGUGCCACGGUCCCCGCAGUCUGGAUUUCGCCGUGCACAAGCUCAAGGCCGCAGGCUCUCGGCCGGGCUCCUACGUGCUCCGCCGCAGCCCGCAGGACUUCGACAGCUUCCUCCUCACCGUCUGCGUCCAGGUGGGCCCCCGUGCUCUGGCGCCAGAAAAGUCCAACCUGAUCGUGGUCCGGAGCGGCUGCAGCCCGUCCACCUCGGCCCCCGCUCAGCCCCAGUCCCAGCGCCAGCUGAGCCAGAUGACGUUCCACAAGAUCCCCGCGGACAGCCUGCAGUGGCAUGAGAACCUGGGCCACGGGUCCUUCACCAAGAUUUACCGGGGCUGUCGCCGGGAGGCCGUGGACGGCGAGGCCCGGGACACGGAGGUACUGCUGAAGGUGCUGGACGCCAAGCACAAGAACUGCAUGGAGUCGUUCCUGGAGGCCGCGAGCUUGAUGAGCCAAGUGUCCUACCCGCACCUCGUGCUGCUCCCACGAGGCCAAGUUGUGAGAAUCAGGGCUGGGAGCGGCACCAUGGUGCAGGAGUUCGUGCACCUGGGAGCCAUAGACACCUACCUGCGCAAGCGCGGCCACCUGGUGCCAGCCAGCUGGAAGCUGCAGGUGACCAAGCAGCUGGCCUACGCCCUCAACUACCUGGAGGACAAGGGCCUUCCCCACGGCAACGUCUCGGCGCGCAAGGUGCUCCUGGCUCGCGAGGGGGCGGACGGGAGCCCCCCCUUCAUCAAGCUGAGCGACCCCGGGGUCAGCCCCACGGUGCUCAGCCCGGAGAUGCUGGCCGACAGGAUCCCCUGGGUGGCCCCCGAGUGCCUGCAGGGCGCGCAGACGCUGGGCCUGGAGGCCGACAAGUGGGGCUUCGGCGCCACGGCCUGGGAGGUGUUCAGCGCGGCCCCGGUGCCCGUCUGCGCCCUGGACCCCGCCCAGGUCGGAGCUCGGGGCUCGGGGGCCUCGGUCUGGGCGGAAGGGUGGCCGGAGCCGCCUCUGAGGGCGGGGAGGGGCGGGCUACCACCCGCCCGAACCCCCGCACAGCGCCGGGGGAGCCGCCAGACGCCCGGCAUCGCCCCGCACCCCGCCCCACACCCCGCCGCACCCCCGCCGCGCCCCGCCCCGCCCCGCCAGACGACCGCCGGCUCCCUCGCCCCCCGCCGGCGCCGGGGGCCCUCGCCAGACCGUCUGGCCUCUACCCCACACCCGCCCGCGGCCCCGCUGCGCCCAGGGGGCCCCGCAUACCGCCCGGCCUCCCCACCCCCGCCUGCGCCCGGGGCCCGCCAGACUCCCGGCUCCCCCGCACCCGCAGCGCCCGGGGACCCCGCCAGACCGCCCGGCUCCCCGCCGCCGCCGGGGACCCCGCCAACCGGCCGGCUCCGCCCGCCCCCAGGGACGCGCCAGACGCCGGUCCUCCCCCCCGCAUUCAGGGAUGUAGGGGCGUCUGGCGUGUCCCACCGCGGGCCCGAGCUCAGUGAUGGGACCACACCCCCUAGCAGCGGGACGCAGGAGAUGGGGUCCCCCAAGUCCUUCCAACGGCUCGGCCAUGUGCAGUUGCGCAGGGUGUGCACUGCACAAGCAGGCCGCCUUUGCCCAGCGGGGCACCUCUUCCCCGUCCCCACGAGGUGCCCUUUGACUUGCAGUGGCCUUGCCAUAAUGCACAGAGAGGGUGAGCGCGCCGAUCCGGGCGUCACAGCAGGGCUCAGGAGCCCGGCCCAGGACGAGACGGGCCGCUCACCCCCUCCCCCUCCCCGCGCCCCCCCAGAUUACGAGCUCCUCUCAGACCCCACGCCUGGUGCCCUGGGCCCCCGCGACGGGCUGUGGAGUGGCGCCCAGCUCUACGCCUGCCAGGACCCCACCAUCUUCGAGGAGAGACCGCCCCCUCCAGGCCGCCAGAGCCUGCGGCUGGUCAUGGAGUACCUGCCCAGCGGCUGCCUGCGCGACUUCCUGCAGCGGCACCGCGCGCGCCUGGACGCCGGCCGGCUGCUCCUCUACGCCUCGCAGAUCUGCAAGGGCAUGGAGUACCUGGGCUCCCGCCGCUGCGUGCACCGCGACCUGGCCGCCCGCAACAUCCUGGUGGAGAGUGAGGUGCACGUCAAGAUCGCCGACUUUGGCCUGGCCAAGCUGCUGCCGCUCGACAAAGACUACUACGUGGUCCGCGAGCCCGGCCAGAGCCCCAUCUUCUGGUACGCCCCCGAGUCGCUCUCGGACAACGUGUUCUCGCGCCAGUCCGACGUGUGGAGCUUCGGCGUCGUCCUGUACGAGCUGUUCACCUACAGCGACAAGGGCUGCAGCCCCUCGGCCGAGUUCCUGCGGAUGAUGGGGUGUGAGCGCGACGCCCCUGCCCUGUGUCGCCUCCUGGAACUGCUGGAGGAGGGCCAGAGGCUGCCGGCGCCGCCCGCCUGCCCUGCGGAGGUUCACGAGCUCAUGAAGCUGUGCUGGGCCUCGGGCCCCCAGGACCGGCCACCAUUCUGCGCCCUGGGCCCCCGGCUGGAGGCGCUGUGGGGCGGGGGCCGCGGGUAGCGGCUGUGCGGGAGACCCGGGUCUGUCCCGCGGGCCAACCUCUGCACCCGGGCCUGACCACCCGGCUGCGUGCGUGCGUGGCCUCGGGCAGGGAAGAGCCCCUCUCUGGCCUCAGGCCCCCCGAGGGGCCCCUGCGCGAAGGACACCCCCGUGUGGCCGAUGACAUCGCGUUUGGGGGCUCCCCUGGCCCGAGGAGCAGCCGGUGGCCUUUGCAGUUUGUGCAGAUGCCAGACCCAGCGGCCUGGCCGAGCCCCUCCCGUCGUCCCACGCCCUGAGUUCUUUUCUUUUCCUUUUUUUUUUUUUAAAAAAAGAGACAGGGUCUCACUCUGUUGCCCAGCCUGGCCUCCAACUCCCGGGCUCAGGCAGUCCUCCCACCUCAGCCUCCCACGCAGCUGGGGCAACAGGCAGCUGGCUUGGAGUCUCCUGUCUUAUUGCCAAGAGGGACAUUAAUGUGGCUUUAAGUAGCUGCCAUCAGACAUCUGCCCUCUCUCUCUCUCUCCCUGUCCCGGGAGGAAGCCAAGGACGGGAGCAGAGGCGGGCUUGGGGCUUGGCUGUCUGGGGGAGCCCAGGUGCCUGCUGGGGACCCUGGGCCAUGGGGCCCUUUUUGUCCUGGGCCCCACCCCCUCCCCCGAGAGCCACAGAGGGGUGGCACAGAGCCUGGCGGGGGCUCUGCCGACAGUGGCGGAAUGGCAGGCGCUGCAGGCGGAGGGAAUAGCAUCUCCAGGGGAGGAGGCCCAGGGGAAGGAGGCUGACAGCCUAGACAUGGAACCCAGGCUUUCUUUGCCACUUGCACGCGAGCCGCUGGGCUAGCGGAUUUCCCUCUCUGGGCCCUGAGG
Microcebus murinus (gray mouse lemur) is the source of this 4525-nucleotide messenger RNA. The record is from RefSeq and is a predicted model, not a curated record. NCBI's taxonomy places the organism in Eukaryota, Metazoa, Chordata, Mammalia, Primates, Cheirogaleidae.